AAUCAUCACUGAGAGUGAGAACACUAUGGAAGCUAUCCUGCUGAAUCGCCUGUCCACAUUUGCCACAAACAUCAAAGAGCAUCAAGUAAAAGCAUCAGAGCUAUGUGCGUGUCGUCCAUGGGGAAAGGAUCAGCUAGAGCAAGCUGCUAUUAUCGCCUCCAAACUACAAUCUAUACUGGGAAGAUUUCAAAGUAAUCUCUAUCAGUACUUCAACCUUUCCAAGGAUCCUAACGCCGAUGAGAUUUCAAAUGUAACUGCGAUACAGCUAGACGGUGAUGAAGUUUUAGCUGAACUUAAUGCAAGAAUUCAAGCUGAUAAGGAUACAAGACAAGCCAAAUCCGAUCCUACAAAAAAUAGGAGCAAGUUACCAGAGUUGGAUUUAAUAUCUUUUCAUGGUGACGUUCUAGAAUGGACUCAAUUCUGGGACCAAUUUAGUUCCAACAUUGAUCAAAGGAAUAUACGAGACGUUGAUAAGCUACUAUACCUUAAAGCAUCGUUAAAGGGUGAAGCCAAAACCAUAAUUGAUGGUUUAGAAACCACAAAUGACAAUUAUAAGAUUGCCAUAGAUACUCUGAGAGAGAGAUAUGGCAACAGAGUGCAGAUUGUUGACGCCCACUAUUCUUCCUUAUAUAAGAUUAAGAAGGCCACGAAGCCAGAAGAUUGCAGAAAGACAUUAGAUGAACUCGAGAGACAUCUAAGAGUCUUACAGUCUCUAGGAGAGGACACAAAUCAAAACCAUUUAAGAUUUCUUUUCAUGGAAAAGUUUCCUGAAGACAUCAUUUAUGAAAUGAAACUAAAAUUGAAGAUUGAAUCCAUUGAGGAAAUAAGAAAACAACUAAACGCUAUCAUAUCAGCAAAAGAAGAUGCCAAGAGGAUAAGCGUUGAGACUAAAGGUAUGGAAACAACCUUUACCACUGAAACUUUACACAUAAGAGAUAAAUUUGUGAAGAAAUCCAACGAUAGGAGAAUCAAACACAGAGUUAUAAAUAUGAGGGAAAAACCAAAUAAAUUUAGAAAAAAUACAUCAACCUUUUGAAAUACAUUCACGCCUAAGAAAAGAACAUACGAGGCUAAUAGUGAAUCGAAUAAUGCGCAGGCUUCUGAAAAACGAAGGAAAAUAGAAUGUAUAUUUUGUCAAGAGGAUCAUUACAAUGACGUUUGCACGAAAUUUAAGACCUUGGCUGAAAGGAAAGAUAAAAUACCUAACCGUUGUUACAUCUGUUUGAAAAUUGGUCAUAAACAAAUUACCUGUAAAAGGACAUACACGUGCCAUCACUGUGGUGAAAGGAAUCAGCAUAAUAGAGCAUUGUGCCCUACGAAAUUGCACCAGGUAACAGAGACGUCAUCGUCACGAGAUUCCUGUGCCUGAAAGAUAUAUCUAAACCAGCUAUAAAAGAGAAUCUUAUACAUUACAGAUUUAUACGUGUACCCUUUGCAAUCAUAUCUACCUACCUAUAAUGCUACCAUCAAACAUCACUUAUUCAGUACCAAUGAUGAACGUUUAAAGAGUCUAGCCAGCGACAUCUAUGUACAUAAUAUCUGACAGGAUCGAAUGGAGUCAAAGAAGCGAUGAGUCUGUACAAAGACAGUAAAAUGAUAUGGAUUCCAACUCUAAAGAGCUUAAAUAUGCAGAAGAACAUAACAGAUGCUAGUACAGAUAAAACUGUAAAACUCUUGAUUUAAAAUGGGACUUAGAAAAGGAUACAAUUUGCCUAAAGAUACUACUAACUAAACUACUAAUGCUUUUACGA
Messenger RNA from Cydia fagiglandana, 1751 nucleotides. RefSeq lists its product as uncharacterized. The record is from RefSeq and is a predicted model, not a curated record. The transcript is spliced from 2 exons. Bases 26 to 1036 code for a protein of 336 amino acids. Lineage: Eukaryota; Metazoa; Arthropoda; Insecta; Lepidoptera; Tortricidae.